This is a messenger RNA of Gavialis gangeticus (Gharial), 3937 nucleotides long. RefSeq names its product myosin IE (gene MYO1E). The coding region runs from base 76 to 3336 and encodes 1086 amino acids. The transcript has 27 exons. Gene Ontology annotation, cellular component: vesicle; cytoplasm; myosin complex. The record is from RefSeq and is a predicted model, not a curated record. NCBI's taxonomy places the organism in Eukaryota, Metazoa, Chordata, Crocodylia, Gavialidae. Gene Ontology annotation, biological process: vesicle transport along actin filament; actin filament organization. Gene Ontology annotation, molecular function: ATP binding; actin filament binding; microfilament motor activity.
UUCUUACAGGGUAGCAAAGUACACUACAGGUAUCACUGGUUGAGCCACAAUGUCAAACACAGUGGAGUGGAUGAUAUGGUCUUGCUUUCUAAAAUCACAGAGGAUUCAAUUGUGGAGAACCUGAAGAAACGAUAUAUGGAUGAUUACAUCUUUACAUAUAUUGGAUCUGUAUUAAUCUCUGUGAAUCCUUUCAAACAGAUGCCAUAUUUUGGAGAAAAGGAAAUUGAAAUGUACCAGGGAGCUGCUCAGUAUGAAAAUCCACCACAUAUCUAUGCUCUUGCAGACAACAUGUACAGAAACAUGAUUAUUGACAGAGAGAAUCAAUGUGUCAUUAUCAGUGGGGAAAGUGGUGCUGGAAAGACUGUCGCUGCUAAGUAUAUCAUGGGUUACAUCUCAAAGGUAUCAGGAGGUGGCCCCAAAGUACAGCAUGUAAAGGACAUUAUACUACAGUCAAACCCUUUACUGGAGGCCUUUGGGAAUGCGAAGACCGUACGGAACAACAACUCCAGCAGAUUUGGAAAAUACUUUGAAAUCCAGUUUAGCCCAGGUGGAGAACCAGAUGGUGGGAAAAUCUCCAACUUCCUGCUGGAAAAAUCUCGGGUAGUAAUGAGGAAUCCUGGAGAGAGGAGUUUUCACAUUUUUUACCAGCUUAUUGAAGGUGCCUCCUCAGAGCAAAAAAGCAACCUGGGCAUUACCAGCAUGGACUACUAUUACUACCUGAGCCUCUCGGGAUCCUACAAAGUAGAUGACAUUAAUGACAAAUCUGAUUUCCAGGAAACACUGCAUGCAAUGAAUGUGAUUGGGAUCUUUGCGGAGGAGCAGACACUGGUGCUACAAAUAGUAGCAGGAAUCCUGCACUUGGGAAACAUCAGCUUCAAAGAAGUUGGCAACUAUGCUGCUGUGGAGAGUGAGGAGUUUUUGGCUUUCCCUGCUUUCCUCUUGGGAAUUAACCAGGACCGCCUAAAGGACAAACUGACCAGCAGGCAGAUGGACAGUAAGUGGGGAGGCAAAUCAGAGUCCAUUAAUGUGACACUAAAUGUGGAACAAGCCUGCUACACCAGAGAUGCUCUAGCCAAAGCCCUCCAUGCCCGUGUCUUUGAUUUCCUGGUGGACUCCAUUAAUAAAGCUAUGGAGAAGGACCAUGAAGAAUAUAACAUUGGGGUCCUGGACAUUUAUGGAUUUGAAAUAUUCCAGAAAAAUGGUUUUGAACAGUUUUGCAUCAACUUUGUUAAUGAAAAACUGCAGCAGAUUUUUAUAGAACUGACACUGAAAGCAGAACAGGAAGAAUAUGUGCAAGAAGGAAUUAGGUGGACAGCCAUAGAUUAUUUCAAUAACAAGAUAGUGUGUGAUCUCAUAGAAAACAAAGUGAAUCCUCCAGGGAUUAUGAGCAUUCUGGAUGAUGUGUGUGCCACAAUGCAUGCCGUGGGCGAAGGAGCUGACCAAACACUACUCCAGAAACUCCAGAUGCAGAUUGGGACUCAUGAACAUUUCAACAGCUGGAACCAGGGAUUUAUUGUUCAUCAUUAUGCUGGAAAGGUAUCCUAUGAUAUGGAUGGUUUCUGUGAAAGGAAUCGGGAUGUUCUUUUCAUGGACCUGAUUGAACUCAUGCAGAGCAGUGAGCUACCUUUUAUAAAGGCUCUAUUUCCUGAAAACCUCCAAGCAGACAAGAAAGGCCGCCCAACUACUGCUGGCAGUAAAAUCAAAAAACAAGCAAAUGAUCUUGUUGGCACCCUGAUGAAAUGCACACCUCACUACAUACGCUGCAUCAAGCCCAAUGAGACAAAGAAACCUCGGGACUGGGAGGAGAGCAGGGUAAAGCAUCAAGUGGAAUAUUUAGGACUGAAAGAAAAUAUUCGAGUAAGGAGAGCAGGCUAUGCAUAUAGAAGAAUCUUCAAAAAGUUUUUGCAGAGAUAUGCCAUUCUGACCAAAGCAACCUGGCCUUCCUGGAAAGGAGAGGAGAAACAAGGAGUUCUCCACUUGCUUCAGUCAGUCAACAUGGACCCUGACCAAUUCCAGCUUGGGAAAACUAAAAUCUUCAUCAAAGCUCCAGAGUCUCUAUUUUUAUUGGAAGAGAUGAGAGAGCGGAAGUAUGAUGGAUAUGCUCGGGCAAUCCAGAAGGCCUGGCGGAAAUAUGCAGCCAAGAAAAAAUAUGUACAAAUGAGAGAAGAAGCCUCAGAUCUGUUGCUGAACAAGAAAGAAAGAAGGCGAAACAGCAUUAACAGGAACUUCAUUGGGGACUACAUAGGCAUGGAAGAGCAUCCAGAGCUACGCCAGUUUGUGGGCAAGAGAGAAAAGAUUGAUUUUGCUGAUACUGUCACAAAAUAUGACAGACGAUUUAAGGGUGUGAAGCGAGACCUUGUCCUCACUCCUAAGUGCAUAUACUUAAUUGGUCGUGAAAAAGUGAAGCAAGGUCCAGAGAGGGGCCUGGUGAAAGAGGUGAUAAAAAGGAAGAUUGAAGUGGAAAGAGUUCUUACAGUUUCUCUAAGCACACUUCAGGAUGAUAUGUUCAUUCUGCAUGAGCAGGAAUAUGAUAGUUUGCUUGAAUCCAUCUUCAAAACAGAAUUUUUAAGCCUUUUAUCUAAGCGAUAUGAGGAGAAAACACAAAGGAAACUACCUCUGAAAUUUAGCAAUACACUUGAUGUAAAGCUGAAAAAGGAGACAUGGGGACCAUGGAGUGCUGGUGGUUCUCGCCAAGUGCAGUUUAUGCAAGGCCAAGGAGAUUUGGCUAUUCUCAAGCCGAGUAAUAAGGUGCUGCAGGUCAGCAUCGGACCAGGGCUACCAAAGAAUUCCCGUCCCACUAGACGGAACCUUACACAAAACAGAGGGAAUUUCGGGAGGACUCAAACUCAGAAUUACCCAAUGAGGGCUGCUCCGCCUCCCCCAGGUCAUCAUCAAAAUGGAGUGAUAAAAACCACGCCGUUUAUACCACAUCCCCAAGUUCCAGCAAAUCAACGAGCCGGUCAGAAGAAUCUGUAUACAGGCAUGGCAUGCCCACCUUUACCACGGCCACUUUCAGGGGGAUCAGGCAAAAUUUCACAUCAGCCACAAAGCCUGGAUUUCCUCAAGGUGCCGGAUCAAGGAGUUGCUGGCAUUCGCAGGCAGACAUCAAGCCGGCCCCCACCAGCUGGAGGGAGACCCAAACCACAGCCAAAACCCAAGCCUCAGGUACCACAGUGCAGGGCACUAUAUGCUUACGAUGCUCAGGACACAGAUGAACUUAGCUUUAAUGCCAAUGAUGUAAUCGAUAUAAUCAAGGAAGAUCCCUCUGGCUGGUGGACAGGGCGAUUACGAGGGAAGCAAGGAUUGUUCCCCAACAACUACGUGACCAAGAUAUAAGAGAACUGAGGAUUUAUUAAAUACAGGAUGGCAUGAAGCUAUCAGUGACUGAGAUGCAGGAGGUUCCCCCCCCAUUUUUCUCAGAGGCCUGUAAUUCUUAGCAGCAUCUUCUCCAGUGGAGUUGUGUACAAGCAGGAAAGAGUCACUCUGUUUACUGUCCAUAAGAUGAAUUGUGCAACUCCAUGCCUCAAACUUAAGUGUGGAUGUACUGACCAAGAAGUUAUUUAUUGUAUUUAAACCUCUUUCUAAUGUAGACUGAACAGAGGUGUGCGCUCAAACCUUGUUUUUCCUGAAAUUACAAGGUGCUUUGCAGUCUGGGACCAGGGACUUCAGAAGGGUUGUAUAAUUAAGUGCCUUUAGUUGAAUAUCAAUAGUUUCUUUCUUAUAAUUGAAGAGAGCAUUAUAUGCACAUUCCUCUGAUACCAGUCAUUCUGAGGAACACAAAGUAUGCUGCUACAUGUCAAAGAUUUAGGAUCAUUUUAGGUAUCACAGCAAUGGUAUAUUUAAAGUAAUUGUGUACAGAUGUAAUAGAGCUCAUUUACUAUUUGCCAGUAAUGUCUAGGGACUCCAAGAAAAGGCACUGCAAAAGAGAAGAAAAAAA